AUACUACGAGCUAAAAAGAACGUAUACCGACUAAACGGCACACAAUUUGGAAUUAUAGUGGUGUCCUCUGUCGAAGCUUCUGCAUAACUAAGGUUAGAUUUGCUCUCUUGCGGGUAACAGCGAAUUCGUUCGAUCGUUAAUGCAAUCGUUAACUGCACGAUUUGGCCGAAAUAAAAAGCGUGGUGGAUUAAAAUAAAAGUAAUUUGUGAAAAACAGUGUAAACAAGCGAGGUGGAGAAAGCAUAUUUGUCGGAAGUACGGUUAGAAUUGCGUUCCUCUGACCGCGCAUGUCGCCACCUAUUGUUGAUCUGACAGGCUCUUGUGUAGUUACGGUGAAAGCGAUUGGAUCUCCUGUACGUUUUGUGAGAAAUUAAAAAGCAAUCAAUUAGUUUCCCUGCUGCAUGAAUCUCAUUGAAACUCAGUCGAGAGAGAUGCGUCGAGCAACAGAUUGUUUUGAGUAGGGAGAAGGAGAAUUUCAUCAGAGAUUUUUGUCUACUUUUCGAGUAGAAGCGUUCGAGGCCAGACAUGGCGGCUAUUUGAUGAACCAAUUGCAGCAGCGCUCUCUUAAAAGAUUAGAUAUUGUAAAUUCCCCUUACAUUCGCGUCAGUGAAUGAUUCUGUACUUAUUUUGGCCGUUACUAAUAGUAAUACAAGUUGUUAUAAUUACGGAAAGGUGAUUGUCGCUCGUCGACAAGAAACUAGAAGCCACGCAAGAUCGUACCGAAACGUUGAUCAUGAAACAAUUGUGUUUGGUCACGUGACCAUAGCCGAAAAAUGGCGCAAAGAUCAGAGUACAAACAUGAGUUCCAUUUUAUUGCUACGGUGUCAUUUGUAUUUGUUUACAAACGCGCGUUUUCAUAAACCACGUGUUAAGUAAGUGCCAUUUCGUUGACAGUGUGUAAGGAACAAUGACGGGGAGAGGAUCGAAGAGACGGGGCCGACCCCCCAAAUCGGUGGUCAUGGAAAGGCCCAAGAAGUUUCAAUAUCAUCUUAUGAAGAAGCCGAAAUACUUACAAAACAAGGGCUCGGAAACACCGAAUUCACAGCCAAGCACACCGACACCUUCGAGACCAUCGUCACCGGUCGAAAGCGAGGAGAGCAGACGAAGUACGCGAAUUCGAAAAUCCCGUGGACCCAGAGACAGACACUCGCGAAAAGGUGGUCACUCAAGUUCCGGUGCAUAUCAACGCCGAGGUUACAAUCCAAACGUCGACUAUCACGAUUCUGAAUAUCAUUACGGAUCAGAUUUCGGAGACGAGUCUAGUGAAAAAAGUGAAGUUGAAGAAGAUCUUCUACAAAGCGAUGUGGAUUCAUCUGAAAGUAUAGAAGAGCCUGACCCUUCCAGUGACAGUGACUUUUCUCUCUCCAGUUAUAGCACUACUAGCGGCACACCCCGUAAAACAUUGCUUAGCCAGCAAAGGCCACCAAGUCCAGAACCGUUGUGGCUUCAAAACAGAGAACUGCCACAGUUAAAUUUACCUAAAUCAUCUGAUGAUCUAUUAGUCCCUAGAGAACUUGUUAUGCCAUGUUUAUCUAUUUAUGAAGUAUUGAGACACUUUCGCACUCUAGUACGUCUUUCAGCCUUUAGAUUCGAAGAUUUUUGUGCCGCAUUGAUAUGUGAGGAUCAAACCAAUUUGUUGGCCGAGAUACAUAUUAUGCUCAUUAAAGCACUUCUUAGAGAAGAAGAUUCUCAGCAAACGCACUUUGGUCCUCUGGAUCAAAAAGACUCUGUCAAUGUUAGCUUAUAUUUUGUGGAUUCAAUGACUUGGUCUGAAGCGUUACGCUCUUACGUAGAAAGUGACAAGUCGUUCGAUCAGAAUAUUUUACACAUUUUAUCAACAUGCGAAUAUCCUUUUACUUCUGUUGAAGAUAGACUCAAGGUGCUACAAUUUUUAACUGAUCAAUUUUUAAUCACAAAUCCAGUAAGAGAAGACCUGCUGCACGAAGGUACACUAAAUGGAAAUAUGCAUUAUGAUGAUCACUGUAGAGUGUGUCAUCGUCUGGGAGAUCUAUUAUGUUGUGAGACUUGUCCAGCAGUGUUUCACUUGGAAUGUGUUGAACCUCCAUUGGUAGAUGUUCCUACUGAAGACUGGCAAUGCAGUACAUGCAAAGCUCACAAAGUUACAGGAGUUGCUGAUUGUAUACCUGAUGUUGAAAAGAACGGUUCGUUAUGUCGUCAAGAACAUUUAGGAUUUGAUAGAUAUGGCAGAAAAUAUUGGUUUCUUGCAAGAAGAAUUUUUGUUGAAAGUGAAGAUGGAGAAGUUUGGUAUUAUAGCACAUCUUUACAAUUAGAAGAAUUAAUGCUUUGUUUAGAUCGUAAUGAAAUGGAAGUUGCACUUUAUAGAGAAUUAUCAGAUUAUAAGGAUGAAAUUGUAAGGCAAAUGGAACUUACCGAACAGAUUACUAAUCAAUACAAGGGUAAUAAGAAAUCAUAUCUAGAAGUAGAAAACAGUCUUAUACAAAAAUUACAGAAAGAACGCCAAGAGAAACAAGAAAAAGAAGAAGAAGAGAAGAAAGAAAAACAAAGACAACAAGCUGAGGAGAUGGUACGCAGAAUUCAUGAAGGCACAGAUUCUUUAGAAGAACAAUUAGCAGCUGUCACUGAACAACAGGAAACAAAAUCACCUGAAGAGUCAAAUGUAAAAGAAAAUACUCAAAAACUAAACACGGAAAAUAUGGAAACAGAUAGCGUAGAAACUAAUUUAACAGAUGGAGUAAAUAAAGAUGUCAAAGCUAGUACAUCAUCAUCAUCAUCUGAAGAAAUUGACGAAGAAAUGUUAGAAGGAGAAGAGGGUAUUUCAAAAAUUGGUAAAGAUGGAAAAAAACAUACUAUUGUAACGAGGUCAAAAACAGGGUCUUUACAACCUAGAACAUUUAACAUGGAUGACUUAAAGAAACGUACUAGUGGACAGUUGUCAAAGGAAGAGUUAGAAAAACUAGACAAAAGUUUAAAAGAGGAAGGGGAUGGUACUAGAUUAACAAGACAAAAGGCUCAUCAAAUAGCUUCGGGUACCCAUCUUUUUAAGUUGGGAAUGGAUAAUAACUUCAAAUCAUAUGUGAAUCAAUACAGUACUAAUCCUAUUGCUUUGAAUAAGGCCCAACGUAACGAAGAACGUGAUAAAAAAAGGCAUUUGUCACAUAAAUUUUCUCUUACACAGGCUUCAGAAUUUAAAUGGGUAGGGAGUUUGACAGGAACACGAGCUCUUUUAGUGAGCACACUUCGUCAGACAAUUCUUCAACUUGAAAGUAGCAUUCAGUCAUCAUUUAUGCAUACUAAUUGGCCUCUUUUGCGCAAACCUUGGACUACAGCAGUAGGUGCUUGUGUCAAUCCGAGAGAUUUUGCGCGUGCUCUUAUUGUAUUACAAGCGUGUAUUAAAUCGGUAGUGUUUGCUAGUGUAUGGCACGAUCAACUCGGACACGUGAAAUUACAAAGAGUAACAGCUCUUGAACGAGAGGAGAAGAAACGUCAGGAUAAGAAAGACAAAAAGGAAAGAGAAGAUGAAGAAGAACGUAAUCGUCUCUUUAACUUCGUCAAAUAUACAUUAGGUUUGAAACAUCAAGUCUGGAAACAAAAGGGAGAGGAAUAUCGAGUACACGGACAAGGCGGAUGGCUGUGGGUAUCUGCUAGUCGUCGCUACAAAUGUUCUGAUAUGUUAAAGUUAGGUCUUCGAAUAGGCCCGCAAAAAAUAAUGGUACAAAUUAAAGAUCAAGAAGGACUAAAAAUAUUGGCUUUAGAUCCUCCUACGUAUGACUUCCUGAUAAAGGAAUAUUGUUCUUCUAAAAAAGAAGAGAAUAAUAUAGACAUUAAAAUAAAAGAAGAAGACUCAUCAAUGGAUAUAUCGGAUGAUACAUGUAUAAAACAAGAGUGUAAGGAAGAAGAUAUAAAAAAAGAAUCGAUUGAAGAUAAACAAAGUAAAAUGGAAGUAGAUACAAAAAAUACAGAAGAGAAAACAUUUUAGCUGGUAUGAAAAUCGAAAAAGUUUAUACACCUAUCAAAGAAUUUGAAGAAAUCGAUAUUACUAAGGCUCUAACGACUAACGGGAGGCUUCAUUAUCCAAAAAUUGCUAAGAAGACUAGAAUUGACGAUUUUUUGGCACGUAGAACACAUUUGAAACUUUUAGAAGAAAGGAGAUUACUACAGAGCGAGAAAUCGAAAGAGUUAAAUCAAUCGACAAAUCAAAAAGCAGAUGGAGAUUCCGAAAUUGAUAUAGAAAAUAACGAAGAAAGUGAUACAGAUGGAGCUGACAAUUCUUUACAUAGUAUUCUUACUGGAAAACAACCUAAAACUAUAUCUACAUCAGCUAGAGAAAUGCUGACUGUAAUAGGAAAGCGUAUUCAACACGUUAAAGCUCAAUAUGCCCAAAUAAUGAGAUUUAGUAAAAAUGGUAGUUGUUAUUCGCGAUAUUGUAAUAUGACUGCACCUCCAGGAAAGAUCACAACAACAACACAAAGUUUAACAUCUACUUGUUAUUCUCCUAUAUGCCUUCAAAAAGCAAGACUAAAACUCGAUCUUAUUGCGUUGUUAAGAAAAGCUAACGCUUUAAAUAAUAAUCAAUCAACAUCGAAUUUAUCAGUUGGAGCAACUGCAGUACAAUUACCACAAACAAGUUCAAAGGCAGAUGGGAGUGAUGAAGCUAGAGAUGCAAUUAGGAAGGAUUUAGAAUCCGCGGUAGCAUCUGCAACUCAUUGUACGGAAGAAACACCGGCUACGAAUGUAAUAAAAGACACUGCUUCACCGCUUACUAAAAAAAUAAAAAUUGAACUUAAUGCUAGUAAUGACACCAAUUCAGGAAAUGUAGUAACCACAUCUAAUAACAUAGUUACUACCACAACAGUAACUACAACACAACAGACUAUAAAAACAGUUGAUGGCGUUGUACAAAGUAUGCAGGAACGUACAAGUUCUCAAAAUUCAGUUACGUUUUCAUCCGAAAUUAAAACAAGCACAGGACAAAAAACAAUGAUUAUUAAUCGAAGAGGAAGAACAGUUCAAAGAAGUACAAUGGCUAAGGAAUUAAAUGCUGAUGGCACAGAAAGAAUAUAUUCUACUACUUCAACAGAAGGAAAAGUUUAUUUGAAGAAAGUCGCAAUCUCUUUGGCUGACAGAAAAAAGAAGCGCACCCCUGUUAAAUAUCCAUUAUGUUCUACAUUUUGUACCAAAAAUAAACAUCGUAGUAUAUUGUUACUUCCACAACAUGAAUUACGUAAAUUGGCUAGAGUUGGUGGACGAAUACAAGUUCAAGGUUUUCAUCAUAUGGCCAAGGCGAAUAUGUCAGUAUGGCCAUAUCCUUGCCCUAGACCAUUAUUUAAAACUUGUUGGUUAUACAGAACAGUUGGCAUAAAAUCAUUAGCUGCUGCUGCUCUUCAGUUAAGAAUAUUAUGGGCAUGUCUUCGUUGGGACGACAUGGCUGCAAAACCAUUAUCUACGGACGGCAAACAUCAAAUUACAACUGAUACAGAAAUCAUGUCAUUAGAAAUUCUUAAACAUCGUCAUGUUGGACAAUUUUUAGAUAAAACACAGUAUUUACGUAGAAAAAUUGUUAUACCUUUGGAACUUCCAAAACAAGUCAGAGAAGUUACAUCUAUAAGAAGUGGUCUACGAAAAAGAAAACGACCAGAAUCACCACAAAGUACUGAACCACAAGUUACUGAAGAAUGGGUUGAUGAAGAUAAAUUAGAGUUAUGGGAAAUUAAACAGUAUGGUGAUAGGUUAGAGAAGGCUAAUGCCCAGAUUAUUACUAGGAGUCGAUCGGGACAACCACAAUCGGCAGUUGGUUCUAACCGAAAUGCAGGCUCCAAUUCUGGUAUGAGCGAUCAACUUGUUAGUGGCAAAGCAACGCCUGAAGAGAUUAAAGAAAAAAUGGAGCAACAAUUGCGUAUGCAAAGAGCUGCACAUCAACAAAAGAGAGCAUUAGAAACUCUAAAAAGUCCAGCCAAUUCUGGUUCACCUACACAAGUUGUGAAAGUUACAACUAACUCCACUCAUGAUGGCACAGUUAAAUUAGUUUCCAAAGUUGCAAUACCAGCAAAUCCAAACAGUGGAACAAAGUCGCAGCUGACUUCCCUUUUGACAACACCUGCGCAGAAUAAACCUUUUAUCAGUACAAAACCAUCUCUUGGAACAACAAAAGUUGUUCCUGGACCUACGAGCAUUUUACCAAAAACUCAACAGGCUGGAAAUCAACAAUCUCUAAUUAAAGUUUCUGGCCAAACAGGUCCUAUACAACAAAUUCAGCAAAGAGUACAGAUUAUAAGAGGACCGGAUGGGAAGCUCCAAGUUCGAGGUUUGAUGCCUGGUCAACAGUUAGUUCAAAUGCCAGACGGAAAGCUUCAUGUGUUAAAUAAUAGUCAAGCAAUUACUACACUUGCACAAACUGGUGGAACAACCACACAGGCAAAAACUGCUACAACAUCAACUACAGCUAAAGUGGCCACAACAGCUAAUUGUACAACUAAGAAUAGUCCAUCUAAAACAAUAACAAAUACAACGCAACAAGUACAAAGUGCUCAGCAACUACAAACUCAAUCUCAACAAGCAAUUCAACGUUCAUCAGGAACCACUGUAACUAUUGCUACUACACCAACACAACCAACAAAAAAUGCUAUUGUAGUAGCCAAUACUGGACAAAUUGUACAAAGUGCACAAGUCAUAUCUUCCGGUGGGCAAGUUAUUAGUGGAAAUCAAAUUGUAGUUACUAAUGCUAAUUUAGCUCAACAGCUUGCAACAGGUAAAGCUCAAUUAACGACAAUCGGUGGUCAUCAAGUGGUUAUUCGUAGUACCCCGACAGGCAAUCAAAUUGUUCAUUUAAAUUCUACAAACAGUGGUAUUAUUGUGAAAAAUACCGUAACACCGACUAAACAAAUUCCUGUACUACAGUCUACUCAAUCAACAGCCACAACUACAACAGGAGCACAAUCAACUGAUACAACAAAUAAUAGUAUUAGCAGUAAUACAUCGACAAAUGUGACAUCGACUACUACUACAACUACAACAAAUCAAACUUCCAAUGCUCCGCCACCUGGAAGCGUAGAAGCAUCUUUAUUAGUCGGCCAACCACCUGGGACUGUUAUUAAAUGCGUUACUGCUCAAGUUAUACAAACUAUUCAAGGGCCUCGUAUAGUUUUACAAGGUUUACAAGGUGCGGAUUUUACUCCGCAGCAACUUGUAAUGGUACAACAACAAGUUAAACAACAAUUGCUUAAAGCCCAAGCUGCAACAGGAAAACAAGGAGUUUUAGGACCUACUAAAAUAUAUUUAGCUGUUCAACCUGCACCUAGUAGCCAACAAUCUAUUCAGAGUUCUACAGCAGCAAAUACUCCUGCUACACCAGCAACAAAACCACAAAUUGCACAACAACCAGUUGUUUCGCCACCAGCAGCAACUGAACCUCAAACGGGAACUGAAAGCAUUCCAGAGCUUCCAUCAACAGCAACUUCAAGUUCUCCUGAAAAACCGAAAGUAGUAGUUCAACAAGUUGCACAACCUAGUGUAACUACAGAAGAGGAAUCGCAAAAAACGAAUGUAGCUAAUGGUCAGCAACCUUUGCAAUCUUUAAAAGAAGGAAACGAUUCCUCGGCUAACAAAUUUAUUUUAACGCCUGAUUACAUACAACAAACUAUCAAGAAUGCAUUGAAACAAGAAAACCUUAAUCCUGAAAUAGAAGAAAAGCUGCUACAAUUGCAACGAUAUCAAGAGAAACAGAUGAAAGGGGGUGUUGAAAAUUCAACAACUAAUAAUCAAACUCAUACUACGCCUACGAUUACGACUCCACGCGUUCCAUCUCGUAAAAAACCAGCACCUUCUAACAUUCCAACAACGACUUCAUCUACAAACGUACAAUCCAUAACAAACGACAAAGAUACAGAUUGGGAAACACCCAGGAAGAAAAUUGCAUUAAAACAAGAAAAUCGUGAAACUCCAAAAGUACAAAAGGUUGAACCUCUAGACAAUGAAUCGACCCCACAGAAAAGAGCAGCAAAGCUAAAAGACAGUCAAGAACAACGGAGAAAGCAACAAGUUCAUUCACGAAUGCAGGUUUUGUUAUUUAGACAUAAAGAAUUACUUAAAAAGGAUAUUUUAAAGAAAAGGGCACUACUUGAAAAAGAAUUACAAAUAGACAUUCAGAAAGAUUUAUCGGCAGAAUUAGCUUCGAGAACCAAGGCUGAAAGGCACAAACAAGAUGAGGUAAAAGUAGGAAGUGCGAAACGUAAAGCAAAUGCUCAAAUGGCUCAGCAAGUUAGUCCGCCUAAUAGAGGUGGAAGGCCAAAAAAGUAUAAAGCUCAAGGAAACAAUACUACACCACCGGGUGCUUCAACUGCUGCCGCCACGAAUAAAAUCAAAAAAGAGAAGUUAUAUUGUUUAUGCAGAACGCCAUAUGAUGAAACUAAAUUUUACGUGGGAUGUGAUCUUUGUAACAAUUGGUUCCAUGGAGAUUGUGUUGGAAUUACAGAAGAAAUGUGUAAAACACUUUCAGAGUUUGUUUGUACAGAAUGUAGACAUGCAAGAGAUACACAGGAAUUAUAUUGUUUAUGUAAACAGCCUUAUGACGAAUCUCAAUUUUAUAUUUGUUGCGACAAAUGUCAAGAUUGGUUCCAUGGUCGAUGCGUCGGUAUUCUACAAUCGGAAGCAGAUAAUAUCGAUGAAUAUGUUUGUCCAAAUUGUCAACGAAACUCUUCUGUUAAUUUUGCUAAUAUGAAAAAUCUUAAUGCAAAGGAUCUCGAUCUUUUGAAGAAAUUAAUUAAACAAAUACAGAUCUGCAAACUAUAGAAUUGAGGAUAAAUGACAGAUCUUACAAGAAGUUAAGUGAAUUUAUUGGAGAUAUGACAAAGAUAUUUGACAAUUGUCGUUAUUAUAAUCCGAAGGAAUCACCUUUCUUUAAAUGUGCAGAAUCCUUAGAAACUUAUUUUGUUCACAAGAUCAAAAGUUUGAGAGAAAAAUUCUCUGAAGGAAAGUAAGCAAUCAAAUAAAGAAAAAACAGAAAAACUGUAACUAUAAACGAGUGGAAGUGCUAAGCAUCAAACAUCAUGGUUUAACUUGUGUAACAACAGAAAUAAUCUGUGCCAGUAGAAAAGAAACAUUCGAAGUAGCCAUAAGUAUAUAAGAGUAGUUUGUAUAAGUUCACUAUUUAUUAGAAUUGUGUGAACAUUUCAUUUGCUUUCUCAAAAAACAAGUUCUAUUUGAAUCGUACAAUGAAUUUUGAACCGAAACUUGUAACAUUUUAUCUUUAAAAAUGUCUUGUUUAGGUACAGUAACAUUAACAAUUAUUCAACGAGUUUCUUCAUUACAUCAAAAGCAUCAUUUAUUGUAAGACUAUACAGCACGUUUAAAUUAGAAAUAAUAUUGAUAUAUUAUAUAUAUAAUUAUAUAUAAUAUAUUAUUUAUAAUUUUCAUUGUUUAUUUAUAUAUGACAAUAAAAUAUUAGUUUCUUAAAUGGUGCUUGUAUACAUUUCUUUAACAAAAUGAAAUGGUAAAUAUUUAAUGUAGAAACGUUAGGAAGGUAUUAACUCAAAUGUGAAUCAGAAAAUUCAAACACUAUAAAAUAAGUAAUAAUGUAUAUUAACUAAAAUGUGCAAUACAUGUUUAUUUAUUGUAUUUUGUAUAUGAAAAAAAUGAAAAAAGCUUUUUAUUGAUUAUCAUAAGUUGUGGUUCAGAAUUCAUAUACUCUUCACAAGCGUCAUUAUUUAUGUACACUUAUCAAAUACGUGUAAUAAUGCAUGUUACAAGAAUAAUUAUAAAUAUAUCAAAUCAGUGCCACUGAGCGUUUAGAAUGGUGAAUUUUUAGUAACCCAAUGCAAUGUGUUUUGCGAAAUUAAAAAAAAUAAGAAGAAAAUGAAAAGUCAUUAGAAAGUUCAUUAUCAUUUAAUAAAGAGGAAGAAAAUGGUCCAAUCGCUGUCAUUGUUUCACCUAAUAAAAAGUAAAACAAGUUUUCUCUCAUCAUAAACAUAGUCAGCGCAUAAUAAAUUGUACAAAUUUGUUUAUUGUGCUCACAAGUAAUUAUUAUUAUUAUGUUGUUUUAUCAUAUAAAUUUUCUAUAAAAUUGUUUAUAAGUAACAUUUACGAUGUUAGUUGAUAAGGAGUAAGCGGAUGUCUGCUGUUGUAUAUAUCUAAGUAGAAAUGUCUAUAAAAAUAGACUUUAGUAUCAUCCUUCUCAUGUGAUGAGGAUACAAGGAAACGAAGUCAUUUAAAUGCAAAAAAAUUUAAUGAAUUUAAUGAAAAUAUUGUUUAUAUUUUAGCUAUUAA
Molecule: messenger RNA, 10238 nt
Organism: Heterotrigona itama
Lineage: Eukaryota; Metazoa; Arthropoda; Insecta; Hymenoptera; Apidae
Source: the annotation of a GenBank genome assembly